Lasiodiplodia theobromae is the source of this 849-nucleotide messenger RNA. RefSeq names its product WSC domain containing protein. The transcript is spliced from 3 exons. The record is from RefSeq and is a predicted model, not a curated record. Gene Ontology annotation, cellular component: plasma membrane. NCBI's taxonomy places the organism in Eukaryota, Fungi, Ascomycota, Dothideomycetes, Botryosphaeriales, Botryosphaeriaceae. Bases 1 to 849 code for a protein of 282 amino acids.
AUGGCCUCAAGACUAUUCCUCGCCGCCAUUGCGGCAUCGUCGCUGCUCUCCACCGUGGCCGCGAUACCCGGUACCAAGACGCAGACGUCGACGCCGACCUACACGGGCGCUCUUCACUCCAUGACAGACAAGGGGUGUUUCUCGUCAUCUGAGCCGCUCGAGGACCAAGGCUCUUAUACCUUCCAGACGCAGGGCAACUGCCAGCCCAUCUGUGUGGGUCUGGAAUACCCUGUCAUGGCUCUCGUGAACGGCAGUAACUGCUUCUGUGGAAACAUGCUCCCUGCAAAGUCCAGCAAGGUUGACGACGACAAGUGCAAUACGCCUUGCAAUGGCUAUCCCCAAGACGACUGUGGUGGUCGCAACUACUGGCAGGUCUAUCUCAGCGGUCUGGAUAACAACGAGGUCGACUACUACGAUGGCGGCUCGUCUUCAUCAUCUUCGUCUUCCAGCUCCACGCAGGGCACGCCUGUUGUCGUUACUGUCGGAGGUGGCCAAACCAUCGUCGUUACCAAGGGCGCGCAAGCCAGCGACGCUUCUAACAAAUCCGAUGGUCCCAACAAGGCUGGCAUCGCCGCAGGCGUCGUUGUCGGUGUCGUCGUCAUGACAGCAAUCAUUGGAGGUGUUCUCCUCUUCCUGAGGCACAAGCGCAGAAAGCAGGUCGAGGAGGAGUACCGCCAGCGCCAGAGCAUGAACAACUUCGUGGCUGGUGGCAAGGCUCCCGGCACCUCUUCUCUCAACGACACCAUCCUCGACCCUGCGUUCGCGAGGAGAAUGAGCAAUGGCAGCGUUGCCGACAACCAGGACUACUCGAGAAGGAUUCUCCAGGUGAGAAACCCCGACGACGACUAG